AUGGAUGAUUUACGCAAAUUUUCGACCGUUUGUCGGUUUUGUUUGAGUAAAGAACACGAACAAUUCGUUACCAUCAGUGAGAUUCUUUCCUCUUCACUUACCGUCGAGCUCAUUGGACUGUUUACUGGGAUAGAGCUUGAAACGGCAAACCCCGUACCGUAUGUAGUGUGUGGGAACUGUAGAGACAUCCUGAAUCAAUCGGUCCAAUUCCGCCACACUUGCGUUAGUAAUGAUGCACUGUUUAGAGAAUUGGUUUCGCAGUGCACUAUUCCCUCGGGCAACAGUAAUGAUGAAACCGAGGCACGGUCGAAGCAAAAGGAUACCGGCUCGAUUGAGAUUGAAAUUAUGUGCCUAAAGGAUGCAUGUAAGGAGCGCAACGGUUUGAGCCAAGAUCUAACCGAAGUGUCUUUAAAUGAUUUGGAAGGACUCGAGGAACAAUCCGACGAAACUCUUAUUAGCGACGAGGCUAACGAAAAGAGAAACAAAAAUGAAAGGCAGUCAGAAAGCCUUACACCGUGCACAACAACCACAGCAGUUGUGUCAAGUAAAAUACAAAACGAAGGAACUGGCACGACCAAAUUCAAAAAACAGCUAUGCGUCACGUGUGGCAAACUGGUGCGCAAUCUGUCAUACCACGUUCGUAUUCAUACGAACGAGCCAACACUGUACGCUUGUCCACACUGUCCCACACAAAUGAGAAAUCAGUCGAAUCUCGCACGCCAUAUACAAGCGGUACACUUGAAGAAAAUUGUAAAAUCCUGCGAACCGUGCGGGAGGGGUUUUGCUCACAUCAACUCGUACAAUGCGCACAUGCGAUCACGCCACGGCAUGGGUGAACCGUACAAGUGUGAAAUAUGCUCGAAAACGUUCAGACAACCUAGCGGCUACAAAAAGCACAUUUCCUCCACACACACUAACGAACGGAACUUUCCAUGCGCGAUCUGUGGUAAACCGUUCAAGGAUAAGCAAGCGUUGAAGCUACACGAAAGUGUGCAUUCCACUGAUCGGCCGUACAGUUGCGCGAUGUGCCCGAAGCAAUUCAAAAGUUUAAGUGCCAGAAGGACACACGAGCUGACCCAUGUCGGGGUCGUGUUUCCGUGCUCGUUAUGUGCUAAAUCCUAUCAGUACAAAUCUCUGCUUAAUGCACAUGUAAAGAAACAUCAUUCCGAAGCCUCUUGAGAGCAGAAACAACGUAGAUCUUUUGUGAAAGGUUUUGAAAUAAACGAAAGAAAAUUUGAAUUUUUUACUAA
This is a messenger RNA of Anopheles merus, 1250 nucleotides long. Its product is annotated as zinc finger protein 333-like. Gene Ontology annotation, biological process: regulation of transcription by RNA polymerase II. Gene Ontology annotation, molecular function: zinc ion binding; RNA polymerase II transcription regulatory region sequence-specific DNA binding; DNA-binding transcription factor activity, RNA polymerase II-specific. The transcript is spliced from 5 exons. Bases 1 to 1179 code for a protein of 392 amino acids. NCBI's taxonomy places the organism in Eukaryota, Metazoa, Arthropoda, Insecta, Diptera, Culicidae. The record is from RefSeq and is a predicted model, not a curated record. Gene Ontology annotation, cellular component: nucleus.